Lonchura striata (white-rumped munia) is the source of this 3699-nucleotide messenger RNA. It is a transcript of the gene CSNK1D, whose product is annotated as casein kinase 1 delta. Gene Ontology annotation, molecular function: protein kinase activity; ATP binding. Gene Ontology annotation, biological process: protein phosphorylation. NCBI's taxonomy places the organism in Eukaryota, Metazoa, Chordata, Aves, Passeriformes, Estrildidae. The record is from RefSeq and is a predicted model, not a curated record.
CGUCGCUAGGGAAGUGAGGUCACGCGGGAUGGUGGCGGGGCGCCGCAGGGGCUGAGGGGCCGAUCGCAUCGGGAAUCCGUGUCCAUCUUGCUCGGGAGCUGCGGCGACCGUCUUGCCUGUCUCCUUAGUAUCGAGCGGCGAGACCAAAGCCGCGAUGGCAUCCGAAACCGCAGGACUGUGAGGCAUCAGAACGAGAGCCAGCAGGCCGGGCAGAGCAACAGAACGGUGUCGUGAACGACCCGAGCUGCCGCCAUGGAGCUGAGAGUUGGGAACCGGUACCGGCUGGGCCGGAAGAUCGGGAGCGGCUCUUUCGGGGAUAUCUACUUGGGAACUGAUAUUGCUGCCGGAGAGGAGGUUGCAAUAAAAUUGGAAUGCGUGAAAACCAAACAUCCUCAGCUCCACAUCGAGAGUAAAAUCUACAAAAUGAUGCAGGGUGGAGUGGGUAUUCCCACAAUUAAGUGGUGUGGAGCUGAAGGGGACUACAAUGUUAUGGUGAUGGAAUUGUUGGGACCGAGUCUUGAAGAUCUCUUCAAUUUUUGUUCAAGGAAAUUUAGUCUCAAGACAGUCCUAUUACUUGCUGACCAAAUGAUAAGUCGAAUUGAGUAUAUUCACUCUAAGAACUUCAUCCACCGAGAUGUGAAACCAGAUAACUUCUUAAUGGGCCUGGGGAAAAAAGGCAAUCUUGUCUACAUAAUAGACUUUGGACUCGCAAAGAAGUAUCGAGAUGCUCGAACUCACCAACAUAUUCCAUAUCGUGAAAAUAAAAACUUAACGGGAACUGCCCGUUAUGCAUCCAUCAACACUCAUCUUGGAAUUGAGCAAUCUCGCAGAGAUGACUUGGAGUCCUUGGGCUAUGUACUGAUGUAUUUUAACCUGGGCUCCCUCCCCUGGCAGGGACUGAAAGCAGCAACAAAGAGGCAGAAAUAUGAACGUAUCAGUGAAAAGAAAAUGUCUACACCCAUUGAGGUUUUGUGUAAAGGAUAUCCUUCUGAAUUUGCCACAUACUUGAAUUUCUGCCGCUCUUUGCGUUUUGAUGACAAGCCGGACUAUUCCUAUCUAAGGCAAUUAUUCAGAAACCUUUUUCAUCGGCAAGGAUUCUCAUAUGACUAUGUAUUUGACUGGAACAUGCUGAAAUUUGGUGCAGGCAGAGCAGCUGAAGAUGCUGAACGUGAAAGGCGGGAACGAGAGGAAAGACUAAGACAUACACGAAAUCCAGCUGUACGUGGAUUACCCUCCACUGCUUCUGGCAGGUUAAGAGGAACGCAAGAUGUAGCUCCUCCUACUCCCCUUACCCCAACUUCACAUGCUGCCAACACCUCUCCUCGGCCAGUAUCCGGUAUGGAACGAGAAAGGAAAGUGAGUAUGAGAUUGCAUCGUGGUGCCCCAGUCAAUAUCUCCUCAUCUGAUUUAACAGGCCGACAAGAUACCUCUCGCAUGUCAACUUCGCAGAAUAGCAUUCCUUUCGAACACCAUGGCAAGUAGCUGCUCGUCUCCUUUCGUUGGAAGGCAGCACUGGAUUCCUGCUCGGGUUACUCCCAGUGUUCUUCAGUCCACUGUGCACCGAUGAAAAUUAUUUUGCCAUGGAGGGCAGAUAAUGCAUGGCUGAUCUUCCAUGUUAUUAAUGGCUUUACUAGCAAAUAUACCCUAAACUAGAGUGGAAAUUGGAGUUCUCCAUGUGACCUAAAAGGCUCUUGGAGGAACAUGCAGAGACUCCAGCAGCUGCCAUUACAGGACGCUUUUGCCAGAAACCCAAUGACCUUAAGAGAACCCUGUGGUAACAGGGCUGGAAAAGAAAGAUGGUUUACAGAGUUGACCGCCUAUUACUGGAUGGCCAUUUCAGUUUUCCCUCCACAGGCGGCAGACUUUACUCCCUUUUUAUUAUUCUACUGUAACUAUAAAUCUUUUACUUGGUUUAUGAAAAUUUUUUGUAUCAUUUUGCUAAAAUUAUUGGCUUACUUCUCUGUAAAGAACUCUUGCUUUUGUCUGAUUUAAAAAUGUAGAGUAUAAACAAUCCUGAACUAAAGACUUGAAAUUUCUUGUUUGAAAUUUCUGUCUGCCAGGGAACAUGUAAAUGAUUCAAAACCAUCUACUGCUAUUUAAAUUGUGUACUUUCAUGUAUUGUCCUAUUCUGAAUUGGUUUUCUCAUGAAGUUUUUAAAACUGUUAGAAGUUUAUUUUACAGUUUGCUGUCUUCAUUCACACUGGACAUGUAACUUUCUGUGUAGCACAAAUGAAUUUUUUAAUACUCAUGUUUCAUAGAAGAGGAUAACCAAAUACUCUGCAGGAGAGUCUUAAGUAUAGUAGAGAUUGUAAUGAUGAAUUUCUUUUUUGUAAAGAAGAUUAAGAACAAAGUAAAAGACUGACGUUUGAGGGAUUUAGAAUUAGAGAGUUUGUUUGUCUCUCUGCCUAGUUUGGGUGAAUGGAUACUUUCAAACACUUUUUACUCAGAAAAUUUUGUUUCCUCUUCUCUGAGGCUGGUUAGCUUGGAGACUAUUACAAGUGCAAAACAGACAUUGCUGCUGAAUCUUCAGUGAAUUUGCAUGUUUCAUUCAGUAUCCACAUGUUUAUAAACAAAUACAUUUAUUUAGGCCUUCUAUUACAUGCCAAGACUCAAAAAAGGAAUUCUUAUACAAAACAAAGAAAACAUAAACAACACCCCCAUAAACCUAGUAAUGUAUUCUUGCCAUAAAAUCCUGAUAAUUUUUACAAUUCAGAUGCAUAUCAUAUUUAAUUCUUAAGUAUAUUUAACCUGAGAAUGCCCAGAGUAAUUAUCUAGGCGUUAAUGACUCAACAUGCUCAGGUUGUUGAAGGUGUUGUUGGCUCCUGUUGGUUAUGAAAUAUGGGAAAUUCUUCAUACUGUCUGUUGCUAUAAAUGGUCUCGUAAAACUACGCGUUCUGUCCUUGCUGUACUUGGAACAGUACCAGAACUCUUAUGACUGAAAUUAUGGGAAGUUCUAUGCUGGAUAGUAUGUGCAGAGAUUUUGUUUGAACAGUUAGGUAUUUUGAGAAAUUGAGACUAUUUUUAAAGUGGUAUUGGUCUUCAGAUUUUAAUGAAAAAUCGUUUUUAUUUUUGGGGUGUUUACAAUUUCUUUUUUGCUCCUCUCAAAAGUCCAUGUACCAAAUAUUAUUAUUCUUCUCUGGAUGCUUUCAUAACAUUAGCUAUUUGCUUGUGUGUACUCUGGGUCAGACUGGGGGAAAUGUGUGUUUGGGGAGAGUAUAGUGGAAAAGCUCGAGAAUUUGAUUGAUUGGUUAGUUUGCAUAAGAGAAUUAUUUCCUCAGUUACUAUAAACUUUGGUAUUUUAGGCAUGUGCACUACCAUUUGAGCACUUUUAUACUUCACUGUGCUUUCCUUGUAAAUAUCUGUGGUUAAUACUGUAAUGUUUGAGGGACUUAAAAACAGCCUCUUUAUUUCCUAUGUAUCUGGACCAUUAGAUUGCUGUACUAUACUUAAAAGUUGACUGCAGACUUCUAGAAUUGUACUCACUUGGGGGCAGUUUUUGUCCUCAUAAUAGUUAAAUUCCAUCAUGCAGAAAAUAGUUAGACUGUCUGUAUAAACCUGUGUAUAAGCCAGUAUCUCAAAGCACUUCGUAUGUACUACCACUGUAUUUGUGUACUUUAACAGUUGUGUAAAUAUAUUCAUAAUAACUUCUGUUCUUCUUGGUGUAACUUACUGACUUGCAAUGAAUCUUUACCAUUUACC